This is a messenger RNA of Eruca vesicaria subsp. sativa (arugula), 874 nucleotides long. The record is from the annotation of a GenBank genome assembly. NCBI's taxonomy places the organism in Eukaryota, Viridiplantae, Streptophyta, Magnoliopsida, Brassicales, Brassicaceae.
CUUUAACUCUCAACCAGAGAUUCCUUCGAUCAUCUUCCCGAAGAUGGGAAAAUACAUAAAGAAGUCAAAGAUCGCCGGAGCCCUUUCCAUAAAAGAUAUCUCUCACCAAACCACUUCUGUUUUUCGCACCCGAGCCGCCAAGAACCUCGCCUUGCAGCGUCUCCGAUCCCAUACCACUCCUCCAUCUUUCGACGCAGACUCGUUUCGAUACCUCCAGCUCCGGAGCCGCCGUCUCGUUAAGCUUCCUUUACUCGGAGAUACAAGGAAACACCAGCAGAAACAGGUGACAAACGGUGUCGUUAAACGUGAAACAAGAAACCCUAGAGCUAACUCGGAGAAAUCUGAGUCAGAGACAACGAAACCGGAAGAAGAUUGUGGUAGUAACUUGGUGAAGACUGGUUCUGAUUGUAGUUUUGAAGAGAAAGGUUCCGAGUUCGAAUCAGGAGACAGAGAAACGACGCCGUGUAGCUUGAGAAGAGACUCAGAAGAAGCUACACAAAGUGUUCCUUCUCGUGAGAUUGAAGACUUCUUUGCAUUCGCAGAGCAGCAACAACAGAGAUACUUCACUGAAAAGUACAACUUUGACAUUGUGUCGGAAAAUCCAUUGCCAGGACGUUACGAAUGGAUCAAAGUGGUGGUGCCAUGAAUGUGUUUUGUUGUAACAUGGUGUUGUAAAGUUGUAUGAUUUAUUAGGAAGAUCUGUGUUGGAACAGAGGCAAUGAAAAUUGCACAGACUAACAAAGACUAGCCUACUAAAAAAAAACCCAAACAUAAGGGUCUUUUUGAGGGGUUGGGGUUAACUUGUUAGUUAAGGUAAUAAUGUAAUGUUUAAUCUCUCUAAUUUUCAAGAAAUAAAUAAUAAUUUAAAUUUUUA